Messenger RNA from Pelobates fuscus (common spadefoot toad), 2184 nucleotides. It is a transcript of the gene GOSR1, whose product is annotated as golgi SNAP receptor complex member 1. The transcript has 9 exons. Gene Ontology annotation, molecular function: SNAP receptor activity. Gene Ontology annotation, biological process: vesicle fusion; endoplasmic reticulum to Golgi vesicle-mediated transport. The record is from RefSeq and is a predicted model, not a curated record. Gene Ontology annotation, cellular component: Golgi medial cisterna; SNARE complex; Golgi membrane. Bases 45 to 797 code for a protein of 250 amino acids. NCBI's taxonomy places the organism in Eukaryota, Metazoa, Chordata, Amphibia, Anura, Pelobatidae.
CUCUAUUGGCCGCUCGCCGGACUGGGUGACGUUGGACAACAAAGAUGGCCGCUGGAAGCAGCAACUACUGGGAAGAUCUGAGAAAACAAGCCCGACAAUUGGAAAAUGAACUAGACCUGAAGCUAGUGUCUUUCAGCAAAUUGUGUACCAGCUACAGCCAUAGUGGCCCUAGGGAUGGAAGACGCGACAGGUAUAGUUCGGACACAACACCACUCCUGAAUGGGUCGACCCAGGAUCACAUGUUUGAAACUAUGGCUGUGGAAAUAGAACAACUACUGACAAAGCUCACUGGGGUAAACGACAAGAUGGCAGAAUACAGCAGCACAGCUGGCAUGACUUCAGUAAAUGCUGCACUGAUGCACACGUUACAAAGGCACAGGGAUAUUCUGCAGGAUUACACGCAUGAAUUCCACAAAACAAAAGCCAACUUCCAGGCAAUUCGAGAAAGAGAAGAUCUCUUGGGAUCAGUACGGAAGGAUAUUGAGUCAUACAAAACAGGGUCUGGAGUUAACAAUAGAAGAACGGAACUUUUCUUGAAAGAACAUGAGCAUUUGCGAAGUUCUGAUCGUCUGAUAGAAGAAACUAUAAGCAUUGCAAUGGCAACAAAAGAAAAUAUGACGUCACAGAGGGGGUUUCUGAAAUCCAUACAGAGCAGAAUGAAUACCUUGGCCAAUCGGUUUCCGGCAGUCAACAACCUCAUCCAAAGAAUCAACCUGAGGAAACGCCGGGAUUCGCUCAUCUUGGGCGCCGUUAUUGGCAUUUGCACAAUCUUGCUGCUGCUGUACGCUUUCCAUUGAUGACUGACACUUGACAGACUCUGCCCCAAAACAUGGUCGGCGUUGAGCGUGAAAGCUGCGGUUCUGUGCCCACCACCUGUAGAUAAGGGAUUGGGAUAUCUUAAAAGAAUUUACAUUUUAUACUGAUAAUCUCCAUUGUACGGGAAUUAUCAAUAUUCAAGCCAAUCAGGCAUAUACUACCAGUCAUUUAACCCUUUACUGAACCCAUCCUGUAUUUGCAGAUACAGCAGAUGAUGGAGGUUCUGAGAAGUAAAUCCAUGUUUAAUCUAAGGAGCUCCUUUGUGCAUAUAAUGGUUCCCUUGCUGUCUAGGUCUGAAAGUCAUCACAGAUUUCAAUGUCUUAAUGUCCUAAUACUGGUUCUUUUAUUUGAAAUUCAUUAUUUUCCCUCUGUUAAUUUAUCGCUACAUAUACAUUACUGCUGUAUUUUUGUUGUUGUUAUAAUGUGGACUAUGUACAUUUUAAUCUGCUCGUAGGAUGGAGCGUGGUAAAGAAGUGAGAUCACAACCAGCUUUAUGGGAUUUCUAGACAAAACAAGAACCAACAAGUCAGCACAAGCCCCCAAACGUACAGCGCUUUGUACGAGAUCAAAAUACAGCCCGUUGGUAAAGCCACAGGUUUAUGAAUUAUUUUGGGUAGCUUUCUCUUUUGUCAUAAUCCCCAAUUUUAUUAUUUUUAGUCUUGGUUUUCAGUUAAAUUUAUAGGUCUCAUUAGAGUUUUGGCAGUAAAAAAAAAAAAAUGCUUAAAAAAUAAUAAUCUUACUGAUCCUUACCUUAUUGUGAGUUCCUAAAAAAAAUAUAUAGUUCUGUAUAAAUUCGGAAACUUCCUUUUCAUCCUGUCAAAGGCUGCUUUGUUUUACUAUGAUUUAAAUUUCCGUACAGAUCUGUUUUUCUCAAUCCUAUUAACUGUUUAAGGCUGUGAGGGUGUUUAUCAGUAUACUGUUGAUGCACGGCAUUGCUGCACAAUUCAUUCACCAUAUAAAUAUGUAUAAACGUUAUUCCAAAAGGAGGAAAUCAUCUGAAAUCGUUUGCAUUUUGUUUUCAGUAAGGUUGCAUUCACUACUGCUUUUCAAGCAAGACUGGCUUUAUGAACGAGGUUUUUAUAUAUAUAUUGUGGGACCAUGCAAUAACCCUGUUAGCCACCAUAUGGGAUGUGCUACAUUGUGUGUCCGUACAUGAACUUUUCAUUUCACAGAGAAUUUGUGAAGAGGGCAAAGGGAACUGAAAGGAACUUUCUACAGAGCCAUACAAAUUGAAUUGGGAUGCAGGAAAAAUCUAUUUUUAUUAGAUGUGCUUUAAGAUGCACUUCCCAUUCGGUCAUUCAGGGGAUAAUUGAGCCUUGCUUAAUUAUAUGAAUGAGGUAAAAAUCCAUAUUGAGGGUUAAUAUUUGU